Molecule: messenger RNA, 1894 nt
Organism: Silurus meridionalis
Lineage: Eukaryota; Metazoa; Chordata; Actinopteri; Siluriformes; Siluridae
Gene: hnrnph1l
Product: heterogeneous nuclear ribonucleoprotein H1, like
Exons: 11
Coding region: 174-1397 (407 amino acids)
Biological process (GO): regulation of RNA splicing
Cellular component (GO): nucleoplasm; ribonucleoprotein complex
Molecular function (GO): RNA binding
Source: RefSeq, a predicted model, not a curated record
CAUAGUUAUGUUUCGAAAAUAAACAAUCAACAAAUGAGUCGACUCGUUUUUUAACCCUACUGCUCGAGUCAUAGAAGAAGCGUAGAAGAAGAACAUCCGCUCGAACCGGAAGUGGUGCCUGAGUGGAAGUCGAGCACGCCGAGUUACUUCGAACGGGAAGAGUUGUAAUCAUCAUGGCUGAAGAUGAGGGAUUUGUGGUGAGAGUUCGCGGGCUGCCCUGGUCCUGUUCCGUGGAUGAAGUGGGCAGAUUCUUUUCAGAUUGCAAAGUCGCAAAUAAUGGGACGAGCAUCCACUUCACCUACACCCGAGAAGGCAGACCAAGUGGAGAGGCGUUUGUGGAGCUGGAGUCAGAGGACGACCUGAAGAUUGCUCUCAAAAAAGACAGAGAAACAAUGGGACACAGAUAUGUAGAAGUAUUUAAAUCCAAUAACGUGGAGAUGGACUGGGUUCUUAAGCACACUGGUCCAAACGGUCCAGAGAUGGAAGGAGACGGACUGGUGCGACUGCGUGGCCUGCCUUUUGGCUGCAGCAAGGAGGAGAUUGUACAAUUCUUCUCAGGGUUGGAAAUCGUGCCAAAUGGGAUAACAUUGCCGGUGGACUACAUGUGGAGGAGUACGGGGGAGGCCUUCGUGCAGUUUGCUUCACAGGAAAUAGCUGAAAAGGCUCUAAAGAAACACAAGGAAAGAAUAGGGCACAGGUACAUUGAGAUCUUCAAGAGCAGCCGUGCUGAAGUGCGCACUCAUUACGAGCCUCCUCGCAAAGGCAUGAGCAUGCAGAGACCUGGCCCGUACGACAGGCCCAGUGGGGGCGGCCGUGGCUAUAACAGCAUGAGCAGAGGAGGUUCCUUCGACAGGUCACGACGUGGAGGAUAUGGAGGAGGAAUGUCAGAAGGACACUACAGAGAUAGCGGUUCUAACUUCUCAAGCACCACUGGCCACUGCGUGCACAUGAGAGGGCUGCCGUACCGGUCCACAGAAAAUGACAUCUACACCUUUUUCUCGCCCUUGAACCCCGUGCGCGUACACAUCGAGGUGGGUCCUGAUGGCCGCGUGACCGGAGAAGCCGACGUGGAAUUCGCCACACACGAGGACGCUGUGGCCGCCAUGUCUAAGGAUAAGGCCAAUAUGCAGCAUCGUUAUGUUGAGCUUUUCUUAAACUCGACAGAAAGGGGCAGUAAUGGAGGAUAUGGCGGCCACAUGGGAGGAAUAGGUAAUCAGUCUUCUUAUGGUCAUGGUGGUCAGAAUAUGGGAGGUGGCUAUGGAGGAGGCUAUAAUAACCAGUCAAGUAUGGGGGGAUACAAUGAUUAUGGUAACCAGAACAGCAGUUAUUACGGUGGCAGCCGUGGCUCCAUGGGCAUGAAUGGUGGCAUGAGCAUGAGCGGAGGCUGGGGCAUGUGAGAGCUUUCAUUUCACAGCCACCAAGGGCAAAAAUAAACAUUUUGGGGAAUAGAAACGUGCCAGAAUGACUACAGAUUUUCUUUAAGAGGAGCGAGGAAUCGAUCGGACCAUUUCCUGUUUCUCUCUUUUGAGUGUUCGCACUGCGGUCAGUGUCUCAGUCCUUGUAUUAUGAAUCUGCCUAAACACUGUUAAAGCAAGGUUCAUGCCUUUAUCCUGACUGUGCUCUAAAUCUUGAGCCAAGUUUAUGCUUGUAAAUAUUCUCAUUCAUGUCUAGUACAGAGGCUGUCAAAAGCCUUCAAAAUCUCUGUUUUGAUGAAAGGUUUUUAUAAUGUGAAGGGUGUGAUUUUUCUUUUCUUUUUUUUAUAGCAAACUGGAAAAACCUCUUUUGGCCAAAUUUGAUAUAAAUCUAGAUCUAUUAAUUUUGAAUGGUCGUAGGCAUGCCUUUCUUUCCCAGAGUCUGUCACUGAUUUAUCAAAUAAACUUGUUUGUGGUUAUAA